Messenger RNA from Necator americanus (New World hookworm), 450 nucleotides. RefSeq lists its product as uncharacterized. NCBI's taxonomy places the organism in Eukaryota, Metazoa, Nematoda, Chromadorea, Rhabditida, Ancylostomatidae. The record is from RefSeq and is a predicted model, not a curated record. Bases 1 to 450 code for a protein of 149 amino acids. The transcript has a single exon.
AUGAUUCAACGUGAAGUCAUGGAUCAUUGGAAGUCUACCACCGGUCUUCGCUAUCGAGUAGAAAUGUCCUUCCUGUCGAGUAGAAAUGCUACAGUCGUUUCAGAUUACGUGAAACCUGAUGCAGGUACGAAAACGACUGCUCCCUACUGGCAUGGUGGUUCGUGGUUUGCGGGUUACGUCUGCAGUCCGAUUCCAGCAAGCGAUGGUCCCGCCUCGAUCGUGACCGCCAGUUCAACCGCGCCACAACGGACGCAAUUCCACGGGAGCUUCAGGUUGUCUUCGCCUGGCUAUAGUCCCUUGUCUUCACUUUAUCGACUUGUUGUUGAAAUAACAUUGCAUGGAGAAUCGCAGGAUAGUUCUGUUUCGACUGCCGCGUUAAGACGCUGGUUUUUGGACUCUGACUGCUACAUAGUGCAUCUCUACGGUACCGAAGCGCGGGCUUUGAUUUGA